CACCGCGCUGGCGGCUGUGCAUGCUGUCGCUUAUCAUCCGCUGUACUUUUACCAUUUGUUCACUUAGCCACGCGAUCCAAAUAUUUACAAAUACGGCAUCAUUCGCUUUGCGCGCGCAUACCUCGCAAAGGUUCUCGACGUCGCGACCUCCUCGCCAUUCCCAUCAGCACGCAACAGCCAUCGAUAUCAUACACAUCCCCACGCAAUACCAAUUCCUACGGCGUAAUUGGCCUCUUUACUAUUUCUGCAGCACUCUUCAAUCAUCACCUUGACCCUUGCGCUGCACGAUCGGUCGGCCCCCAUGCCUCCUCGCACCUAAGAUAAUCAUCGCUUCUGCUUUCGCUCCCACCCGGCACGUUCCCGAUACCAACAUAUUCAAAUUGCAUGAUACAUCGCUUCCCUAUAUGCACAAACAGCUGUAGCCAUUCCAUCUACGAUACCUGUGUUUGGACUAGCCGGCUUGUUGGUUGCUCAGAGCGCUGGUAUCACCAAUGCCCGGAGUAAUCAUGGCUGACGGACCCCAAAACGGUGCAAGGACUGACCACGACAGAGGUCAGGGUCCUCAAACAAUGGCCGAAAAUGUCGCUUCGAUGCCCACUAAGCCUGGUGUGGCUAAAGAGAUGACGAUUCCAAUGCGCCCAAGAAUGAAUGACCUACCAGACGAAAUUGUGCACAUUACCCAGGGCUUUGUUCCGCUGUCCCUGUUGGUCACAAGGCUAGCACAGCACACACACAACUCUCUUCAGGAAAAGAUUGCCGAGCUCGCCAAAAUGGCGCUUCCAGCGUCUGCCCUGAAUGGUACCACCAAUCAUAGUGCUUUUUUUUUUUUUUAUUUUUUCUUCUUAUAUCUACACAAAAAGGGAGCAUUGCUUCAUUUCGCCCAAGACAUGCAUGCCAAAUGGAUCAAGGCUUUGGUUAUAACAGAAUGGAGUCGAAACGCAUCUCUUGUCAGCAAACUCAUCGAUUUAAAGUUUCACAUCGACCAGCAGCGAAUCUUAUUCGACGGAUGUUUGGAUGACAUGGUAAAUGUGAAGCGCGACCUAACAUUCGCUCGCAUGCCCAGUCCAGAUUUGAAGACUGCUCUUCAAGUUCUCUCCGCAGGCAAUGCACCGUGGGUUCCAGAUUUGGGUUACAUUGAACCAGCACCGCUUACUGCACAGGAAAAGCUGAAGUGGAUUAACGACCUAGACACCCUGUUGUCCCUACGAUUAAAUAUCGAAGACUACGACAAUAUUCCCCCGCAGUUCCGAGACUACAGAAUUGAAUCCGGCCGAGUCACAUUCAGAGUUGCGACAGAGUUUGAAGUCGAGCUUACUAUUGCCGAUGAAGACUUCGAGAAGCAAUUCUGGUUUAUAGAUUUCCGCUAUCUGUUUGGACCAUCGGCAGCUACAAUACCUGACUCACUACGCUCAUAUUUGGAGACAUGUGUCAACGAUGUUCUCUCGAAAGACGGGCUUGGCGGAUGCUACAAGUUCUUACAUGAAUUUGUGCUGACAUCGAAGAUCAAUGAACUGAAACGACAGGCCAUCGAAUUGAGCAAAACAUCUUGGAGUUCAACAUUGGUCGUAGAGCCGUUGAACAGAGCUCUCGCUAUCCAAUACUGGUCGUCGAGAACCAACACAACUGGACUGAAGAACUGGGUCUUGAUAGCUAUUGAAAGUGGUAAAACGUCCAACUCUCAAACAGAGGCCAGCACAACCAGCCGGCUGGUUGCCAAAUGGUACCGAGAUAACAAGGAGGUCAAGGAUGCGGCUCUUGAGUUGGACUUGCAGAAUCUCUCUGCUGAAUCUCUGCUGAAAGAUGUGGUUGGAAGACAUAUUGAUCAUAUCUUGUCAAGCAUUCGCGACAUGUUAUCGGACGCCCCAAGAUUUAAGCAACGCGUGGCCAACAUGAGCCUACACUUGUCCAGAUCUGACCCAGCAGCAUGCGCACUUAUUACAGAAGUGACACCGAACCAUUCUACGUCCUUGAUCAUGGAGCCAACAACGGGUAUCUUUGCUAUCAAACCCCAGUCAAAGUUCUCCGUCCAGUAUGAAAUGCAGCUGAACAAUGGCAAAAAUGUGGCCGAGGAUGGUGUCCUGUGCGUGGAGAAUGUUCGAUGUGCCGUCCUCGAGGAUGCACUGAACAGGAGUGGCACGACAAUGGGCUGGACCACUCACAAAGCACCUCUAACCCAAGAAGAAUUCCGACUGGUGACAAAGCUACGUGAUUGGACAAGGACGAUAUGGAUUCAAAAGGAAGGCUGGGGACCAAACUGGUACAUUGCAACGGUCCUAAGCCUGUCUGGCGAUGAGUGGUGGCUGCUUGAGAUUAACAGAAACGAGCCUGGCCGAGCCUGCAAGUUCCAGACAAAACUCCCUGUUAGCAAAGGUCAGCCAAGCUUAUCCGACCGCUUUUGGAACAACCUGACAUUGUUUGCUACCGGUUCUAUUGCACGUAUAACGGAUUUGCGAGAAUUAUAUCGUCAAAGGAUUAAGAGCCGGUCAAGUGACAUCAAAUCGAGUACCUCACAACAGGUUAGAAUCCCCGCUCUCGAAAUGGACCUCUCGGCGUUGGUACCAUCUAUGGCAGUCGACAGCGCCAGCAAUAAGCAAAGCUGGGCAAGCAACAUUGUCAUUGUGCAAUUCGGUGGCCUUCAACCAGCUCCGAAAUCGUCCAAUCCCGAAGCAGAGACGCCUUUGCUCAUGUGCACUACCGAUGCGAUACUCAAGGUCCGCAAUCCUGGCAAAUUUACAGCGCUCGACGGUAACGUGGAUCAUGACUUGUCUUAUAAUCCUGCUAAGGGAGAAUUUGGACUCCGCAUUCGCCACGCUGUCGGUGAACCCAUAUUGGCCAUUCUGCAAUCGCGUAUCAAAUCAAUCGACCGCUUUGUAAACUUCUUGGAAGCUGUGGAGAGGUCAGACGGGGCCAUUGUGUCUGAAGAGGUUUCCCUCCAGCGCGUCGCCUUUAAAUACGGGGCGUGGAGCAUGGCCCUGGACUUGUCGCGUGGUGACAUUGAUAUUUCAAUCGAUGAGCACAACCCUCACCUACGUGUGCUGGAUCUCAUGCGGGUUCUAGUCAACAGUGAUGGUGGCAUUACUGCACUGUUAGGCUGGCUUCCUGCAUCACUGUCUGCAAUGGAGGCUCUAGAUUCUAUGGAAACAGCCUGGGAAGACGUGAAAGCAGGCACAGCGCAGUUUGCUGUCAAGACACUUGGAUGGAUGAGUGUUAGAUACUCCAUCCUAGGCAAACCCGACGUUCUCACCCUCGAAGUUCAGAGAAAGCUUCGCCGUGGAGAAGCUUGGUGGCACGUGUGGCGCUCGGAUAAGAAUGCCGAGGGCGACAUGUUCUCGGCACCCUUGAAAGCGGUAUGGGUGAAGAAUGGUGCUAAGUGGAUUGGCCUGAGUACAGGUGCGGCUGGCAAGCCCGAUGGUGGAGUAGUCGAGAUGAUGCUGGCCACAGACGAGGCGAUUCGCCGUGCGGUUGGAGAGCCGAAAAAGGAGGAAGCCGAUGAUGUCGUGCUCCUUGAGUAAAUGCUCAUUUGUGAAUAACAGACGCCUCGUGGAUGACGUCAAUGGAAAAAUGCGGCACUGCACUGUUUAUAUAUUUAGGAGCCGGAGUCUGGAUACUUUGAUUAUCUUGCAUGUAACAGCGGGUUGGGAACUGCGUGGCUUUCUGCCUAUUGAUUGCGCCUAUGUACUUUUAUACGACUAGCCUGCCUUCAUAAUUGACAUGAGAAUUGCAUAU
This is a messenger RNA of [Torrubiella] hemipterigena, 3726 nucleotides long. The record is from the annotation of a GenBank genome assembly. NCBI's taxonomy places the organism in Eukaryota, Fungi, Ascomycota, Sordariomycetes, Hypocreales, Clavicipitaceae.